UCGCGCAUCGGCCACCUCCGCUUCACCUUCCCCGUCGAUACAUCACCAUACAUCCUCCUCGAGGCGACGCGCGCCGCCUGCCCCAACUGCAGCUGGCCGACUUGCCCCAUUGGCUCCAUCUCUGCAUACCCGCUGGGAACCUGCGCGUCUGCGCUACCAGAGAUUUGCGGCCGUAAACCCGAGCGGCAAGACAGGAUCCUCGGCCCGAGCCCCGCGCCAUCGUUUGCGGUGCAGAACGGGAGCAUCUCGGAGGAUGCGGAGAGUGGUGAAGGUUCACUGUUGUCAGCGUAUGUGCGCUUUGCGAAUGGCACGACGGUUGUGGACGUAAGGGUAGGCGUUUCAUUCAUUAGCGAGGAAAACGCGCGCGCGAGCUUGGAGAGGGAGGUUCCGGAUGGGACGAGCCUCGUGGAGGCGGCGAGGAGGACGCGGGAGGCGUGGGUGGAGAAACUGGGUAGGGUGAAGGUCGAGGGCACGAAAGACGACCAGAGGGCAGUGUUCUAUACAGACAGCGUGCACGAGGGCGGUUCGUACACUGGCUACUCGAUAUGGGAUACGUACCGCGCCGAAUGGGCAUGGCAGAUCCUGCUUGCUCCUGAACGAAUUCCGGGAAUGGUCAGGAGCAUGCUCCAGGAUUAUCAGCAGAGUGGCUGGCUGCCGAUGUGGAAGAACAUCGUGGAGACGAAUAUCAUGGUCGGUCAGCGAUUGGAGUCUACACGGACAUACGGACCGAUAUCUAGCAGGUGGCCACGCAUGCCGACUCGCUCGUUACUGAGGCUGUCAUCAAGAGCAUCAAGUGGCUUCGAUGUGGAUCUGGCAUAUGAGGCGGUAUAUAAAGAUGCGACUGCUCCGCCUGUUGACGACUGGACAAUCUCUUACUAUGAUCGCGAAGAGGGAGUCGGAUAUGAAGUACAUGCGGGCUUGUCUUCUGUAUACGAAGAGAAGGGUUGGCCACUCUGCUUCCUUCUCAUUGCUAUAUUCACGAGAGAUCACGCAGACGACGACUACGCCGUCUCGGCCCUCGCUGAACACCUCGGCCACACCGAGAACGCAACCUUCUUCCGCAAUCGCGCGCUCACUGCUCCAUUCGCCAUCUUCAACUCUGACACAGGCUUCAUGGAGGCUCGCGACGCGAAUGACUCGUGGGCAGGCCAGGAUCAGGGAUGGACGGAGGGUGAUAUGAGGGCGUAUACGUUUGAUGUGAUACAGGAUAUCCCUGGGUUGAUUGAGUGUCGUGGGGAGAAUGCAUCUUUCGUGGCAUUUUUGGACGAGCAUUUCGAUGGAGGGCAUAAUGAUCAUACGAAUGAGCUAUCACAUCACAUUCCACACCUGUAUGCACUCGCAGGUGCUGCGUCAAAAUCACAGGAACGUAGUCGCGAAGUGGCCGAAGCGAACUAUAACUCAUCCGUGAAUGGGCUAUCUGGUAACGAAGAUUGCGGACAGAUGAGCGCGUGGUAUAUCUUCUCUGCGUUGGCCUUCUAUCCGGUGGACCCCGUAUCGGCAGAAUAUGUUGUCGGCACGCCAUUUUAUGACAAGGUAACGAUCGACCUCCCUGCCUCAAAUCGCCCGCUCAUCAUCACCUCCAAGGGCGCGCCAUCGAUGCCGUACAUCAAGUCGCUCACCCUCAAUGGUGAAUCGGUAGAGGUGCCGAUCAUCAGACACGAGCAGAUUGUUUCGGGCGGAGAGAUCGUGUUUGAGAUGAGUGCGGAGCCUCAGGCGUGGGCGUCGGCGACGUUGGUGGGUGGCGAGAGCGCCUCUGCCGAGGCUGAUGCAUUCACUAAUUAA
Molecule: messenger RNA, 1782 nt
Organism: Laetiporus sulphureus 93-53
Lineage: Eukaryota; Fungi; Basidiomycota; Agaricomycetes; Polyporales; Laetiporaceae
Product: glycoside hydrolase family 92 protein
Exons: 14
Biological process (GO): protein quality control for misfolded or incompletely synthesized proteins; protein deglycosylation; carbohydrate metabolic process
Cellular component (GO): nucleus; cytosol
Molecular function (GO): peptide-N4-(N-acetyl-beta-glucosaminyl)asparagine amidase activity; carbohydrate binding
Source: RefSeq, a predicted model, not a curated record